AUGAAGCUUCAGCCAUGGUCAAUCCGAGUCUGGACGCGACUCCCACGUUCAUGCUAUAAUCACUCCAUUGUUAGAAACUUUUCCAUUUCCUCACACUCUCAAUACCGACCUCUCGACAUCCUCGAAAAUGCCACCCUAGACACCUUCCAGGGGCGAUGCUUCCUUCCUGAACAACCAGCGAUUCUCCCACGAUCUACCUUCCAAGACCUUCUCGCAUUAAAAAGAUGGUUCAAACGCGGAAGUCCCGGAUCAACUCCGAGCACCUCAAACCCCGUCGAAAGCCUGAACGUGGAAUAUCUCUACAAACACGGUGCCGACGCGUUUGUCCCACUCGAGCUCACGGAAUCCACAUUGACGGACGCCACAGCCGAACCCGACGGCGGGACAACGGAAAUGCAUAGCUUUCGGCAAUUCCAUGCGCCGCUCUCUUUGUUCCUCGACUGGAUGCGUACGGCCGAGGCCACUCCCCAAUCAACACGGCUCUACCUAGCACAAUGCCAGCUCCUCGACCUCCCUCCCGUACUUCGAGAAGAUUUCCCGACGCCGGAUCUCGUGGCGCGCGCGGGCAAGGGCGAUGUAUACGAUACGAAUGUGUGGAUUGGACACCCGCCCACAUACACGCCGCUCCACCGUGACCCGAACCCGAACUUGUUUGUCCAGCUGGCUGGGGAAAAGAUUGUGCGGCUGCUUGCGCCAGCGGAUGGGCAGGCUGUGUUUGGGGCCGUGAGGAGGAAGCUAGGGAAGAGUGGGAGUCGGGAGGCGGCGGCUUUUCGGGGCGAGGAGAUGAUGCAGGGGACAGAAAGAGCGUUGUUGGAUGAGAUGGUCUGGGGGACUCCGGUGUCUGCUGCUUCAGAUGCUGGGGUUGGUUUCGAAGCGUGCGUUCGGUCUGGUGAUGGGUUGUUCAUUCCCAAGGGGUGGUGGCAUAGUAUUAAGGGUGUUGGUGGGGGUGUGACUGCUUCGGUCAACUGGUGGUUUCGAUAA
Messenger RNA from Penicillium griseofulvum, 981 nucleotides. Its product is annotated as putative JmjC domain protein. NCBI's taxonomy places the organism in Eukaryota, Fungi, Ascomycota, Eurotiomycetes, Eurotiales, Aspergillaceae. Gene Ontology annotation, molecular function: 2-oxoglutarate-dependent dioxygenase activity. The coding region runs from base 1 to 981 and encodes 326 amino acids. The record is from RefSeq and is a predicted model, not a curated record. The transcript has 2 exons.